Aspergillus pseudoviridinutans is the source of this 1017-nucleotide messenger RNA. RefSeq lists its product as uncharacterized. The transcript is spliced from 5 exons. Bases 1 to 1017 code for a protein of 338 amino acids. The record is from RefSeq and is a predicted model, not a curated record. Lineage: Eukaryota; Fungi; Ascomycota; Eurotiomycetes; Eurotiales; Aspergillaceae.
AUGACUAUCCCCACUCGCAUUUUCCUCACAGGUGCCUCUGGCUAUAUCGGAGGCGAUGUCCUCCACGCGCUACGGUCCACUCAUCCUGAGUAUAGCAUUUCUGCUCUAGUGAGGGACACAAGAAAAGCUGCAAUCCUGUCUCAAGCCUAUCCAAACGUUCGAGUGGUCAGCGGUGAUCUCGAUUCCACGUCACUGAUUGAAGAGGAAGUUCGUCAGGCCGAUGUGGUAGUCCAUACAGCCAGUUCAAGCCACAUUGAGAGUGUCAAGGCGAUUGCUCGUGGUCUAGCUGGACGCAGUGAUCCCGGCUACUGGCUUCAGAUCUCGGGCGCAAGUGUCCUUUCGAUUAGCGAUAUUCUCAAUAGUACAUACGGAGAAGGAACUGACAAGGUCUUUGGCGAUGUCGUCGAUGCUGACGCUGUCCGCGAAAUUAUUCGCCAGAAUGCGACUCGCCGUGUAGUCGAUGACUUUAUUCUUAACCUGACCGGCCCCAAGACAGCUCUUGUGUUCGCACCUAUCAUUUACGGACAAGGUCGAGGCAUUAUCAAGCAGCGGAGUAUUCAGAUCCCUGAACUCGCCAGAGUCACCAUUGAAACCGGAAGGGCGAUCCAGGUGGGCAAGGGCGAGAGCACUUGGAGCAACGUCCAUAUCUCCGAUGUUAGCGAUCUUUUCGUAAAGUUGGUUGAAAAGGCCGUUCAGAAGGGGACAGAUGAACGCAUGUGGAAUCAGGAGGGGUUGUAUUUCCCCGGCAACUCGAUGCUGAGCUUCAGCGGGAUUUCCCUGUUGCUUGCUCAGACGGCCCACCGUCUCGGCUUGAUAGAGUUGCCUCUAGUCUCUGAGAUCGACCAUGUGGCGGCGGACAAGUUAUCUCCUCAUGGGGGAGUUCUAUGGGGUACCAACGCUCGCCAGAACAGUCAGCGGGCAAGAGAACUGCUGGGAUGGUGUCCAAAUGGCAGGAGUCUGGAGAGUGAUAUUCCUGAUACAGUGGAGGAGGAGGCAAAGCGACUGGGGAAGCUAUAA